AUGGCCAGAGGCAUCACUGGACUCAAGGCAGUAGGAACAUCAGGCGCUGGCUGGAUUCCGCAGCCAGGACAAGUAGGAGCCGUUUCCCACCCGUCGCCGCCGCCGAUGGAGCCCCGCGCGCCCGUGGGCCGCCCGGCCGCGCCGCAGCCCUUGGCGGAGAGCCGCGCGCCGUGCGGGAGGCCGCAGCCCGCGCUGCCCAUCGAGCACGUGCGCGCGGCGCGCGUGGAGAAUGACUACAGCGAGCAGCCCGCGCGGCCCCGCGGCGCCCGCCUGCCCGCGCGCGGCCCCGCGCACGCCACGCACCCCUGGAUCUCCCUGGGCGGGCGCCCCGGCUCCGUGAGCAGCAGCGGCAGCGCCUCCUCGGAGCAGCGGUUGCUGGAGCACGGGGCACCGGGCGCCGCGCCGGGCUCCCCGCGCCGCCCGCCCGCCGCCUGCAAGGCCGCCGAGCUGAAGGCGGCGGCGGCGCCGGAGCCGCACGCGCUGCUGUGCGAGGCGUGCGGCAAGUGCAAGUGCAAGGAGUGCGCGGCGCCGCGGGCGCUGCCCUCGUGCUGGGUGUGCCGGCAGGCCUGCCUCUGCUCYGCGCAGGGCCUCGUCAACUGCUCCACGUGCAUGUGCCUCGUCAAGGGCGUCUUCUACCACUGCGCCGAUGAGGACGACGAGGGCGCGGGCGCCGACCAGCCCUGCUCGUGCGCCCAUGCCGACCGCUGCGCGCGCUGGUCCUUCAUGAGCGCGCUCGCCCUGCUGCUGCCCUGCUUGCUCUGCUACCUGCCGGCCACCGGCUGCGUGAAGCUCUCGCAGAGCUGCUACGACCGCCUGCGCCGCCCGGGCUGCCGCUGCCGCCACACGAACAGCGUCCUCUGCAAGGAGCCCCCGGGCGGCAAGGCCGCCAGCGCCGACAAGCCCUUCUGA
Molecule: messenger RNA, 909 nt
Organism: Nothoprocta perdicaria
Lineage: Eukaryota; Metazoa; Chordata; Aves; Tinamiformes; Tinamidae
Gene: SPRY4
Product: sprouty RTK signaling antagonist 4
Exons: 2
Coding region: 1-909 (302 amino acids)
Biological process (GO): multicellular organism development; negative regulation of fibroblast growth factor receptor signaling pathway; negative regulation of MAP kinase activity
Cellular component (GO): membrane; cytosol
Source: RefSeq, a predicted model, not a curated record